Gossypium raimondii (Peruvian cotton) is the source of this 1418-nucleotide messenger RNA. RefSeq names its product peptidyl-prolyl cis-trans isomerase CYP21-3, mitochondrial. The transcript has 7 exons. Bases 747 to 1127 code for a protein of 126 amino acids. Lineage: Eukaryota; Viridiplantae; Streptophyta; Magnoliopsida; Malvales; Malvaceae. The record is from RefSeq and is a predicted model, not a curated record.
UUUGGUUCUUUUUUCUCAGAACCGGUAUCAGCAAACCUCCACAAAAACCUAAGAGGUAAAGUGCUCUGUUUCCUUUAUCCUUUCUUUCCCAUCAGCCGCCGCAAGCUUUCCAUCCUCACGGUGGUCCGCUCCUUCAUCUGUAAACCUCCUACCGCCUCCCCUUGCUCGUCAUUGCAAAACCUCACUCACUUACGUUGGCUCGUCCGUACCCCCGGCCACUAUCUACCUCCACUUUAACGUCGUUCUCUGUUCUACAUUUUGUUUACUUCUCUCUUUCCCUCUUCCUUCCGUCAUCUUCGUUGCUCGUUCUUCCGUCUUUGCUGCUUUUUACUCCCUUCACAUGACUCUCUCUCGUUUUAUUUUAUCUUUGUUUAUCUUUUAUUCGUUUUCGGUACUAAUUUACUUUCUUUUUUCAGAAGUUUGCUUCGAACUUGAGCAAAGUAUUUAUUCCUAUGUUUCCGAAACUAGUUUUCUUAAAAAAAAAAAUCUCUAAUUGUUUAAAUUUUUUAUGGUUAUAUUUUAGCUUUAUAUUUUAAUUAUUAUUUUUGAGUUUUAGAAAAUGAAAAUAUUAGAAAAAUGGCAAAACGCUUUGGCUGGAUCUUCUCGUUGCGGUGCCUAUACGAAGGGAUCAACAACUCCAGACACCAGAAAAAAGUAACAAAUGCUCUCACUCUUUUCCUUUUUCAUUUCGACGGGACUAACGCUAAAUUACAGGAUUUUAUUGUUGCAACUGAAGUUUUAAGGUGAUGGCGAGGAUCAAACCACAAGCUCUGCUACAACAGAGCAAAAGGAAGAAAGGGACAGCUCGAAUAAGUCUUACAACAAUUACAAUGUUGAUUUUGAUUGUCGUUUUGAUUCUGUUUUUUGUGUAUGCCACCUACAGACACUGGACUCAAAGGUCAAGAAUUCAUAUUGAAAACAGGGAAUCAGUUAUUGAGGGUGACAACUCUUUCAUGGAUUCAAAGAAAUCUGAUCUUCCAGGAUAUGCUAUUUUAGAUACUGCGAAAGGCUCUAUAACAGUGGAGCUCUUCAAGGACAGUUCUCUUGAAGUUGUUGAUCAAUUCCUUGAUUUAUGGUGGUCAGAUGUUGCUUGGAGCAUGCAGCAUCAGUGGCCAAGACAUUCUUGAUGUCCGAUUGUGUGGUUGUGGAAAUAAAGGAACCCGAGCCCAUGCCUGCUGGGAACCCCAUGGAUAAUUCAGGAUACGGCUACUAAAGCAGAUGUUGAAGGGAAACCGAAUAAGGUAUCAAAUUUCCAUUGUAGCAACGAUGAACCUGUUAGAGUAGAAUGCUUAUUUUCGUUGUUGAUUAAUUAUUGAAAAAUCCUUAAGUUCCCGGUGAUAUAUAAGAUUUGUAUUUUGCAGUUCAGUGUAAAAAUUUUGAGCAUCAUUUUUCAGUGGAAGGAAGAAAGUUGGUAUUUA